CCAUCUGCAGGAGGAGAGGGACAAGGCCAACCGCUGCUCUUACCGCUCGCCGGCCAAAUCGCACGUCACUUGGAUAGCGCGAGAUUCUGGUGGGAUCGAUAGCACAAGGCACGGCUCGUCCUUGUCACGUGCGAUCCUUGGGGCGUCGCCGUUUGGGGCGUGGUCGUCCGAGUCGGAGCCAGCGAUUUGCCCGCCCCGACUGAAGAGAGCAUCCCGCCGUCGCAGCGGCGUGACGAGAAUGGCCGCGCCAACUCAGAAGGGCCAACUCACGGCUUCCGAGAGGAAACUUUUGCAAGUGAUUGAGGCCGGCGAUGUGCAAGAAGCGGCCCAAAUGCUUACAAGUGACGACGUACGAGUCAACUGUUUGGACGAGUGCGGGAUGACGCCCCUGAUGCAUGCGGCCUAUAAGGGCAAAGCCGAUAUGUGUGGCCUGCUGCUGCAGCGUGGGGCUGAUGUCAACUGCAACCAACAUGAGUAUGGAUACACGGCUCUCAUGUUUGCCGGCUUGUCAGGGAAGACGGACAUCACAUCCAUGAUGCUGGACGCCGGGGCCGAAACGGAUCUGGUGAAUUCCGUGGGUCGUACGGCCGCUCAAAUGGCGGCGUUCGUCGGCCAGCACGACUGCGUGACGGUCAUCAACAACUUUUUUCCGCGGGCGAGGGUGGACUACUACACCAGGCCCCGGGGGACGGAGAGGGAGCCCAAGCUGCCGCCGGCCUUGGCGGGACCCCUGCACGAGAUCAUCAUGACAACCAACCUCAACCCGGUCAAGAUCGUCAUGCUGGUAAGGGAGAACCCUGCUCUGGUGGACGUCGGUGCCCUGGAGAAGUGCUACCGGGUGAUGGAUCUGCUGUGCGAGCAGUGCGUCAAGCAGCCGGACUCGAACGAGGUUCUGGCCAUGAAGAUGCAUUACAUCAGCUGCGUCCUGCAGAAGUGUCUGAUCUUCCUCCAGAAACGAGACGACAAGUUGGAUGCGUUGGUGAAGAGCCUUCUGAGGGGGAGAGACAGCGACGGCUUCCCGCAGUACCAGGAGAAAUUCAUUCGAGACUGCAUCAGGAAGUUCCCUUACUGCGAGAGCACGCUGCUUCAGCAGCUGGGCAACGACCCGACGGCCUACUCGGUGUUAACUCAGGCGCUGACGGGUCAGAUGGCCUUUGUGGAUGCCGACUACUGUGCCACAUGUGGAGAGCGGGGAGCUGACAAGCGGUGCUCUCUCUGUAAAUCUGUGACUUACUGCAGUCUGACGUGCCAGCAGCUCCACUGGUUCACCCACAAAAAGAUGUGCAGGGCUAUACAGGAGCAGAAUGCCCACUUGGGAAGCGACGCCCCGAGGAUGAAAGAGCCGAACGAUGGUGAGCGUGACCUGGCGACAGAGACGGCCAACUUCCUGCAGGAGCUGUGCCUGCGCGCCGAAGAGACGGUGGCUGCCGUUGGCGGCUGCCCCGCCGAGCUGCUCGCUUGCCCAUCUGCGCCGUCGCACAAACCGUCCGGCUCCCAGCAAUGAAGAGAAACCAUCAGAGACACAGACGAUACGAUGU
Messenger RNA from Hippocampus comes (tiger tail seahorse), 1538 nucleotides. RefSeq names its product ankyrin repeat and MYND domain-containing protein 2-like. Gene Ontology annotation, molecular function: protein binding. Lineage: Eukaryota; Metazoa; Chordata; Actinopteri; Syngnathiformes; Syngnathidae. The record is from RefSeq and is a predicted model, not a curated record. Bases 239 to 1504 code for a protein of 421 amino acids. The transcript is spliced from 11 exons.